GCUUUCACAGUACGGUUGAUUGCGGUCUGCAUCCAAUAAAUCUACGGGAUUUGUGCAGAUCAAAAAUCAAUUUCAGAUUUUCAUCAUCUCCACUGUCUCCACUUCCAUAGAUUUUCUUUCUGAUUUUGUCUCAGCAUUGGGAGAAUCUCGAGGAAAGCCCAUCGCCCAAACGUGUUCACUGGAAACACCAAUGGAAACACCAUGGAUUGAUGCUUCACCAAUCCAUUGAGAGACCCCUCCCGCUUCAGGUUCUAUGGCCUGUCCCGAGUUUCGUCAGACUCGAUGCGCACCGGAGCGGGCGCCGCGGGCGCCGCGGGCGCAGUGCGCAGCGGAGCGGGAUGGCCGGGCUGGCGGACGGCUCCCCAAUCUUCAGCGAGGAGGCUUGGUCCGAUGACAUGCCCAGUGAGUUGAAGGUGCAGGACCUCGAGGAAGGGCAAGAGCUCAGUGGCAUCGUGGUCCGAGUGGUGGAGGAGUUGGGCUGCUUCGUGGAUGUCGGCGCGGACAAACAGGGGUUGGUCCAUGCAACCCAAGUGGCCAGAGGAUACACACCAAUCCUGUCUGAGGUAGUGCAGCCUGGACAGAUGGUGCAGGUGUGGGUCAAGACCGUUUCACCAGAAGGUCGGCUGGAUCUCACUAUGGUGGACGAGUCGCAGGAUGAAAACAUGGCGCCCUUCAAAGAGGUCGACAAGGAUCUUUGGCUUGAUGCGCAGAUCUCGGGUCUUCACAACGGUGGUGCCUUUGCUAUGGUGCAAGGACCCAAUGGAGAGGGACCUGUGGAGGCGCACAUUCCCAUCUCCCAGAUUCAGGAUGGUUUUUUGGAGCACCCAGCUGAUGUCUUGGAGCCCGGACAAAGUGUCCGUGUGCGCGUGGUGAAAGUGGAGGGUGCCAGGCUUUCAGUGUCGAUGCGGAAGUUGUCGGCAAGAUUGCGAGCAGAAGACCAGGACGUGAGCUCCCUUCUGGAGGUUUCACCCAGUGAAUGGUUCACCGGCAGGGUGGAUCAUGCUGCACCCUUUGGGGUGUUUGUGGAGAUGGACGUCCCGGAUGAGGACAGCAAGGUUGUCGGCUUGGUUCAUAUCUCUGAGAUGAGGGAGGGCCGUGUAGGCGACCCUGCUGCUGAAGUGGAGGAGGGGCAAGAGGUGAAAGUGCGCAUUCUUGCAGUGGACAAGAACACCGGCAGGAUAUCGAUGUCGAUGAAGCCGAUACCAACGAUUUAAAA
Messenger RNA from Cladocopium goreaui, 1216 nucleotides. The record is from the annotation of a GenBank genome assembly. NCBI's taxonomy places the organism in Eukaryota, Dinophyceae, Suessiales, Symbiodiniaceae.